GAAGAUUUGAGAGUGAUCUCCCUUGCAUAAAUAGUUCAGGAAAUUCGUCUGUUUGUUGAAAUGGAGUUAAUAUUUCAUGAAAAGCAAGAAGGCUCCUUGUGUGCACAGCAUUGUUUAAAUGCAUUGCUCCAAAAUCAGUACUUCUCUGCGGUAGAUUUAGCUCAAAUAGCUGAAAGACUGGAUGUUAGAGAAAGAGAAUUUAUGGCAGAAGGUGGUGUACACACGCAAGAAUAUCAGCAGUUUUUACAGCAACCAUCCAGUAAUUUUGAUGAUAGUGGUUUCUUCUCUGUACAAGUUAUAUCCGAUGCCCUAACUGUCUGGGGUUUAGAGAUGAUACCAUACAACAGUCAAACAGAACAUGCUAAUCAAGCAAGAAUAAAUCCCAAUAAUGAACGAGCAUUUAUUUGUAAUUUUCAACAACAUUGGUUUGCUGUUAGAAAGUUGGGUCAUCAAUGGUUUAAUUUAAAUUCUUUGUUAACUGGUCCAGAACUUAUAUCCGAUACGUAUCUUUCUUUAUUUUUAACACAGUUACAACAGGAAGGUUACUCCAUAUUUAUUAUAAAAGGAAGAAUACCUGAAUGUGAAGCUGAUCAAUUAUUAAAAAUAGUACCAGCAGUUCAGACUAUUAGACCUAGUCUACUAGAAGACCCUAACGCCCAGACUAGUAAAGGAAGUAGCACUGGUGAACUACAGACUGCAUUAGAAGAAAGUCGUCAUGCAUCUGAUAUUGACGAUGUCACUUUACAAAAGGCCUUAAAAAUGAGCAUGCAAGGUUACCAUGAUGAUGAAGCUAUUUUACAGUCCGCUAUAGCACAGAGCAUGGAAUGUGAAAAUCCCCCAGCAGCAGAAAUAUCAACACCAUCAGCAGAGGAAGUUCGUCAAAAACGUCUGGAAUUUUUUAACAAACAACAAUCCAAUACACCGAGUACUCCCAGUACGAGUACAUCGAGUACAGUCGAUAUAUCCUCACCUCAAGAUGAUGACACCGAAGAAGAAAUGUUGAAACAAGCUUUAGAGAUGUCAAUGCAACAAGGAAAUACAUAGUAUCGAGUAGUUAACUAGUUACAUCAUUUGGGGUUAAAGAGUCCAGAAUUAGGUCACCAGAAGUGGUUGUCCACUUCAGGAAAUAAGGUCAAUGAGCUUUCAUUCUCUUUAAUGUAUUUCAACUAGAAAUAUUUCUUGUUAUUUAGCGUAUAAUAAAGACCGUAAACAAAAGUUAUUUUAGCAACUAAUAAGAUCCGCUAAGUUUGUAGGUGACUGAAAUAUAGUAUGAGCACACUCUAUCCAAAUACUAUAUCGGGUUUGCCAAAUAAUUUAAGAGAAUUAUAAUUUUUAAAUGUAGAAGUUUAUGAUAAGAUUCAGGCAAGUUUAGUAUUGUGGAGUUUUGUAAAGACUGGAUGCAAGAUUAUAAUUUUGAAAUGUAGAUGUUUGUAAGAUUCAGGAAGCUGAGCAAGUUUUGUCAAGACUGGAUGCAGUUAGCUUUGAUAUUUAAGCCAAGUGGCUGUAGUUUUAUUUAAAUGUACAUAAAUGAGUACCUAGUUAGCAGUUAGCUACAUUGUAUAAAUUUUAAAUAUUCAACUAGCUAAGGUUCGUUCAUCUAGUUACAUUGUAUAAAGCCUAGGACAGACAAGCAUAUUUUUCGCCCAAUCGCGCCGAUGUUUAAAAUUGCUCAAUGUGGCAGCUUAUUUCUUGCCACAAGAUGAGUUACUUCCCUUUGCCGAUUUCUUUUGUAUUUAACAAUUUUUUGAUUGGUUGAUAAAAAUAGCACAGUCAUCAAGGACAGAUAAUUUGAAUAUGUCUCCCUCAUGGAGGAACUCCAGGGUAUAGUGGAGUGGGGACGGAAUGAGACCACUGGGGAUCUCAAGGAUGAGUUCCUCAGCGAAAGGGUUGAACCUUGCAGCUGCGUAUCUACAUCUACAAACUUUUUUUUAUGGCUCAGUAAAUAGGCAUGAUAAUCGGAUUAAAAUACAGAUCUAUAUUUCGUUUGUUUUUUUAUACUUCCGAUGGCCUAAACUACAUAAAGAUCUGACAAGUUGUGCUGGGAGGUCAUGUCAGGGGUGAUACGAGUGGCUUUUGACCCUAUGACAUCAGACAUUGAUUAAUCAAUCAACGUUGACAUCAGACAUUGAUUAAUCAAUCAACGUUGACAUCAGACAUUGAUUAAUCAAUCAACGUUGACGUUUCUAGGGGUUUAUCCACAGUUCCGUUAGCUAAUUCCUCACAUCAACAACAAAAUUUUGAACUAUAAAAAAUAGAAUUUGUGUUUUAAUCAGAUUGUAAGAAUGAUAAAAUUGGUGUCGAUGCUUAUGGUUCCAUGGUCUGCGAACACGAUGAGCCAAUUAAAGUUGCUAUCAUAUGACUCACACAUGCUGAAUAUGUAAAUUAGGUGCCGCCAUUACGACAAUUUCUUACAUAGUACACAAGAUAAUGGCACCCAAAUAGGUUAUAAGAUUUAAGUAAGUGAAGGACCAAUUUAGGGGUGAAUAUUGCAGUUAUGUACCUUCAAAUAUUUUCAUGUACAAUAUCCAUCCUUAAUUUAAGGUGAUGUAUUUCAUUUUUUUUUAGUCAAACGGUCCAAACGCUUACGUGGUAACUUUUGUCCAUCAUCAACCAUAAAAUCAUAAAAUAGUGAAUCAACUUAGCCUAUUUCAUUUAUUGUACAUAAUUAUCAUCUACCUAUACAAUGUGUUCCUUAUCUUUUCUCUCUUUUUUUUUUAGAAUAUUUUUUGUCUUUUUUAAAAUAUUUUGUACCGAAAAAAAAAAGAUGUUUAUUCACUAUGCAAUAAAAAGCUUGCUAUUUAAAACACA
This is a messenger RNA of Patella vulgata (common limpet), 2808 nucleotides long. Its product is annotated as ataxin-3. Gene Ontology annotation, biological process: protein deubiquitination. Lineage: Eukaryota; Metazoa; Mollusca; Gastropoda; Patellidae. Gene Ontology annotation, molecular function: cysteine-type deubiquitinase activity. The coding region runs from base 61 to 1044 and encodes 327 amino acids. The transcript has 8 exons. The record is from RefSeq and is a predicted model, not a curated record. Gene Ontology annotation, cellular component: nucleus.